Paramisgurnus dabryanus is the source of this 7407-nucleotide messenger RNA. It is a transcript of the gene npr1a, whose product is annotated as natriuretic peptide receptor 1a. Gene Ontology annotation, biological process: cGMP biosynthetic process; protein phosphorylation; intracellular signal transduction. Gene Ontology annotation, cellular component: plasma membrane. Lineage: Eukaryota; Metazoa; Chordata; Actinopteri; Cypriniformes; Cobitidae. The record is from RefSeq and is a predicted model, not a curated record. Gene Ontology annotation, molecular function: protein kinase activity; guanylate cyclase activity; ATP binding.
CCCUCUCACCACUUCUCUCCUCCUCCCACCCUGAGCUCAUCAUCGCAGUGGACCAGCCCUCAGUGGAUGAGAAUAAACGGAGAAACCCCUUAAAACAUAGUGCGUACUUAAAAGUCACCUAGAAGGCGAUUUUACCUCAUGAAUGUUACGCUUUUGCGAAUGGAAAUGUGAACGCGCGUAUUCGACACUUUUCCACACGAAACCGCGCGCGCUGAUUUAAGAUCACACCGGCUGGGAUUUGCUCAUCUUCUACACAUCAAUGGGAGGACAGUGCUGAACAAUGUUUAACUACAGACGACUCUGCACUCAUUAACAAAGUUUCCAAGAAAUCCACAGGCGCACUGGAAGAUUUCCUCCUGCUUUUACCGUUUCCUCAGCACAGUGACAGAGAGAGAAAGAGAGAGAGAGAUCAUGGUGCUUUAUGAGAGAGCAGAAACAAACUUUCAGUCCUGUAAAUUUGGUGAAUCGCACUGACCUGUGAUAAUCCACGCGCCGUGUCUUGUGAGUUUUGCCGCCACAUUCACCAAUAACGGAUUUUAAUCGUUACAACGGCACGAUUAACGGUGGAUUAUGAGGCCAGUCGACGACAUCACCUGUGAGUCUUAAGUCCUUUGCAUCAGUUUUAAGGAUGAAAGAUUUCUGCAUGGGGCCGUUAAGGCUCGCUGUUUUAGUUCUGCUGAGCGGCAUGUCAUUCGGAGUCGUCGAACUGGAGCCCGUCCCACAGAAGCAACAUCAAACUCUCAGUCCCCGUUCGCCUUUACAGAAUAUCACCCUGGCUGUCAUUUUGCCGCUACACAACACGGAGUAUCCCUGGGCAUGGCCACGGGUGGGCCCCGCCUUGCUUUGGGCUCUUGAGAAGGUGAACUCUGACCCCAACCUGCUGCCUGGUUACCACCUACAGAUGGUCUUUAACAGCAGUGAAAACAAGGAUGGAGUGUGCUCAGACUCUGUGGCUCCUCUCGUGGCCGUGGACCUACAGUUCUCGUACAACCCCUGGGCUUUCAUUGGACCUGGUUGCGACUACGCUUCCUCACCCGUAGCCCGUUUCACCACACACUGGGAUGUUCCCAUGAUCACUGCUGGGGCGAGAGCAAUGGGCUUUAAUAUGUACUCUUCUAUCACCAACGUCGGCCCCACACACAAGAAACUUGGCGAUUUUGUGGUUAGGAUGCACCGACACUUCGGAUGGCACAAACAUGCCAUGCUUAUGUAUUCCGAUAAUAAGAAAGAUGACCGGCCAUGCUACUUUGCCGUGGAGGGACCGUACUCAGAGAUGCCCAACGAGAACAUCACGUCGGAUGACAUGGUGUUUAAUGAGGACGCGGAACCAGUCCAAUAUGAAACACUUGUCAAGGAUAUCAGCGAGAAAGCCCGUGUGGUGUACGUCUGCUGCAAAUGGGAGACGUUUCGUAAGCUGAUGGUGGCGUCCAGAAAAUGGGGUCUUCCUAAGGAGGAAUAUGCAUUUUUCUUCAUUGAUCUUUUUGGACACAGUCUGCAAAGCCGUCCUGCUAAACCAUGGGCACGUGGAGAUGCUGAUGACAAUGCAGCCAAAGAGGCAUUUAAAAGCGUGAAGAUCUUGACUUACAGAGAACCUCAGAAUCCCGAGUACAAAGACUUCGUGUCCAGGCUGAAGACAGACGCAAUGGACUUGUUUAACUUCAGCGUGGAGGAUUCUCUGAUGAAUCUGAUUUCUGGAGCAUUCCAUGAUGGCGUCAUGUUGUACUCUAAUGCCCUAAACGAGACUCUGGAUCAGUCGGGCACACGGCCCCCGGGGGAUAUGGUCACUAAGAAGAUGUGGAAUCGCACCUACCACGGGGUCACCGGAGUCGUCCAGUUGGAUGAGACUGGUGAUCGGGAAAUAGAUUUUGCACUAUGGGACAUGACCGACACAGAUUCAGGAGUUUAUCAGAUUGUGUCCGUGUAUAAUAGCAGUCAAAAGCAGAUGAUUCCAGUGCCAGGGAUGAAAGUGCACUGGCUAAAGGGAAGCCCACCUCCAGAUAUCCCACUGUGUGGCUUUAAGAAUGACAACCCCGCCUGCCUGGCAAAGACGGUCACCAUGCACCAGAUGGUCUCAAUAGUGGUGUGCUUCAUUUUUAUCAUCAUCGUGACAGUCACAGUUUUCAUCUACAGGAAACUGAAGCUGGAGAACGAGCUGGCCGCUCAGCUGUGGCGGGUACAUUGGGAGGACAUACAGAUGAGUAACAUAGAAAAGAGCCUGCGUAGAGCCUGCAGCAGACUCACCAUGUCGUUGAGGGGCUCGAACUAUGGCUCACUGCUGACCAUGGAAGGAAACUUUCAGAUCUACGCAAAAACCGGCUACUAUAAGGGAAACAUAACGGCCAUUAAGUAUGUCAACAAGAAACGCAUCGAGCUCACCAGGAAAGUGCUGUUUGAACUCAAACACAUGCGUGACGUUCAGAACGAGCACCUGACGCGCUUCAUAGGCUCCUGCAUAGACCCACCCAACAUCUGCAUCCUGACUGAGUACUGCCCACGGGGAAGCCUACAGGAUCUUAUGGAAAGUGAGGGAAUCAAUCUUGACUGGAUGUUUCGGUAUUCUCUGAUCAAUGACAUUGUUAAGGGAAUGGCGUUCCUUCACAACAGUGUCAUCAUUUCCCACGGCAACCUGAAGUCUUCCAACUGCGUGGUAGACAGCCGCUUUGUGCUAAAGAUUACGGAUUACGGUCUGGAAAGUUUCCGCAAAGAAAGCUACUUGGAGGACACAUACGCCUACUACGCACGUAAGCUGUGGACGGCCCCUGAGCUUCUUCGUGCUGAAAGCCCACCUCCAUGUGGAACACAAAAGGGAGACGUGUACAGUUUUGGCAUUAUCCUGCAGGAACUCGCCCUACUAAAGGGCGUCUUUUACCUUGAGGAACCUUCUCAAAGCCCCAAAGAGAUUAUUGAGCGCGUAGCAGAGGGCCAGUGGCCGUACCUGCGCCCGAUGCUGUGUCCCCAGAGCCACAGCGAAGAGAUGGGUCAGCUGAUGCAGCGAUGCUGGUCAGAAGAUGUCAAUGAGAGACCGGAAUUCAACCAGAUUAAAGUUCUGCUCCGAAAGAACAACCGUGGGUAUGGAUCUAACAUCCUGGAUAACCUCCUGUCUCGUAUGGAGCAGUACGCCAAUAACCUGGAGGAGCUGGUGGAGGAGAGGACGCAGGCGUACCAUGAAGAGAAACGUAAAGCUGAAGCUCUGCUCUAUCAGAUUCUCCCACAUUCAGUGGCGGAGCAGCUCAAGCGGGGUGAGAUGGUCCAGGCUGAAGCCUUUGACUCGGUCACCAUCUAUUUCAGUGACAUUGUGGGCUUCACUGCAUUGUCAGCCGAGAGCACGCCGAUGCAGGUGGUGACGCUGCUCAAUGAUCUCUACACUUGCUUUGACGCAAUCAUCGACAAUUUUGACGUCUACAAGGUGGAGACCAUCGGUGAUGCAUACAUGGUGGUGUCCGGUCUCCCUGUGAGGAACGGUAAACUUCACGCUCGCGAGAUCGCCCGAAUGUCUCUGGCUUUGCUUGAAGCAGUUCACUCCUUCCGGAUCCGUCACCGGCCCAACCAGCAGCUCCGCCUGCGUAUCGGCAUCCACAGCGGCCCUGUGUGUGCAGGGGUGGUCGGUCUGAAGAUGCCUCGGUAUUGUUUGUUUGGCGAUACAGUCAACACAGCUUCACGUAUGGAGUCUAAUGGUGAAGCUUUGAAGAUCCAUGUGUCAGAGGCCACACGGGCCGUACUAGAGGAAUUAAACUGCUUCCAGCUGGAGCUCCGGGGGGAUGUGGAGAUGAAGGGCAAAGGAAGGAUGAGGACAUACUGGCUACUCGGAGAGAUCACCUCUAACAAUGACUGAAAAACUAAAUAACAAGGAGCAAAGCUCCCAUGAGAGGAGCGAACAAAACAAAAACAUCUAAACAGAGUUUAAGAACAGUAUGGAGACAUCGACCUCGACUCGCCAGGGCAAAGGUGAAAUAAGGAAAAUCUGAGACUCUUACAUGGCGUUUCUGAACUGAGUCUUUUCCAUCUUCUGGUUUUUGACUAGUGGGAAUCUCACUAUGACUUUGCCAAGUAUACACAAGACAAAACCUACACUUGAGCAGAUUAAUGACUGUUUAAAUGAACAUCACAUCAGUCUUGUAUCUGAUGUGCGGUCUCAGAGUUUAAAAUUUUGAAUUUAGUUGUGUUGCUAUCAUUGGCAUGAUGGUUUGAGUUUCGAAAGCCAGUCAUCAGGAGUAGAUUUGAUCUGUGUUUGAUUUUGUUGUUUAUUUUAUUGAUCACGCAGAGACACAGUGCUGUAGUUCCUUUCAUUUUUAGCCAUGCCAAAUGUUUGGAUAGCUCUGGGAUACAGGUGAAGUUAAACCUCAUCAGCUGCAUCUGCCAGUCUGGAUCUACUUUUAUUAGAGGAAGCACAGGUGAAGAUCAUGUACAUUACAAAUAUAUACUAAUAAACAGGACCAUGUCUGUGAAAUCCAGGCUAAAGUCUUAUAAUCUAGAGAUUAGGAGCAUAAACGUUUGACUUGGAUCUUUGACAUAACCUUAAUAUAUCUCAAUAUCAAGGUUAUAUUUUCACAGAAUGUUCUUUACAUUAUGUAGGAUGAGUUUAUUUAGAAAACCAAAAAAUGCCUUCAGUUGGGGUUUCACAGGCAGAAUCUUAAAUGUCAAAUAUAAUUAAAAAGGCAAACAAAUGUGCAAGGAAAAGGUGAUGGUGGAUUUUGGUCUUGAAAGAAGCACAAAGGUUACCUUGCAAGUACAAGAUAUGCUUGGUGUUCAUGUAAAAGCUGGAUUUGCCUUCCUUUUAAUGACAUCAUAACACAUCAUUCACAAUACAUUUAACUUGUAUAAUGUGAUAUUCAGUGGUCCUAAAUGUAUUUUGAGUCUUGGGUUACAUUUAAAAUAUAUAAAUGCAUUAAAUUAAAAAAAAUAUACUAAACCAAGUAGCAUCUUAAAACAAAUGAAGAUACACUGAAAAAAAUAAAGGCUGAAUUUACUAAAAAAUAUAGUGCAUAAUUUUUGCACUAAAGUAAGUAUUAAAGGACAUUUUAAGCAAUUUAUGCAAUUUCUUAAAAUUUCAAGUAAAACUUACUUAAAAAAGUGGAUGCAAAAAUGAUGCACAAUAUUUUUAAAGGUGCAGUGUGUAAUUUUAAGAAAGAUCUCUUGACAGAAAUGCAAAAUAAUAUACAAAACUAUAUUAUCAGGGGUGUAUAAGACCUUUUUAUAAUGAACCAUUAUGCUUUUGUAACCUUAGAAUGAGACAUUUUUAUCUACAUACACGAGGGUCCCCUUACGUGAAAGUCGCCAUUUUAUGCCGCCAUGUUUCUACAGAAGCCCUUAACGGACAAACUUUUUACCUAAGUUGUCUCUGAUAAUGACAUGUUUUUCCGGUGGUGGCUACCGUAGCUUCUCUAUGCGUUUCAAAAGUGAGGGGUAAGCAGUGGACUGAGCCCUUGGUUGCAAUUCGCAACCUCACCACUAGAUGCCACUAAAAUUUACACACUGCACCUUUAAGUAAAUUCAGCAUAUUAUUUUUUUACAGUAUAUACUGUAGGUCUUUACUUGUGUCAUUUUUGCUGUUACUUUCAAGCAACUUGUCUCAGUGUAUUUAAAGUGUCCAAGCAGACCCUGUUUUAUAGUUGAGUGUCCAGAUAGUUUUUUUAUAAAUUACUCAAAAAUGCUGGGGUAUUUUUAAUCCAGCGUCGGGUCGGAAAGGGACGAACUCAGCCCAUUGGGUUGUUGUUCAGAUUAUGCUGGGUUGUUUUAACCUAAAAUGCUAGGUGGAUGUUUAAUCCAUUGUUGGGUUAAAUAUAAUCAUUUUCUGGGUUAAUUGAAAACAACCCAGCAUUUUUUUUUUUUGAGUGUAAGUGUAACCUAAACACCUUCUUUUUGUGAAAUUUUGUGUUUAAGAAGUGUGCAUGUGCUUACUAUAAAAUAGAAAUGUGAAUUGUUUAAUACAUUGUUAAUACAUUGGUUUAAUAACUUUAUACUGCAAAAAAAUGGCUUUCAUAUUUAGUAUAAUUGUCUUGUUUUCGGUACAACAUUUCAGACAAAAAAUACAAUUUAAAUGAAUUUGUACUUAAAACAAGCAAAAAAAAUUACUUAAUGGUGUAAAAAAAAAAAUUUGAUUUUUUUUUCUUGAAUUAAGUGUUUAAGAAAAAAGUUCAAGGUUGUUUUAAGCACAAUUUCACUUAAAUAAAAAAAAACUAGCCUUUAUUUUUUUAGGUCAUUUUGCUCAUCAAGAAAAUGCAUUUUUAUUUAAGAAUUUUUUUAUAUUUGUACUGAAAACAAGACAAAAGUACUAAGUAUGAAAGUCAUUUUUGCAGUGUAUUUUAAGUGCCGUUAUCGUUCACAAAUGCUAUUUAGGGCCACUGUAUUUCUCAGUGAAACUGAAUAUUCAUCAAGAAGUGGGAUAAAGGGAUGUUUCUGGUUAGGAGUAUUUCUACUGGCCACACUGCCUUUGUUAUAGACAACAAAAACUACAAAAGUGGAGUAAUUAAAUAUUAAAGAUAAUGAGAACAAACCUUUAUGCAGAAUGGUAUGCAUAAUAGGGUUAUUUUUGGUAUCAUGUUGUCUUCUUUAGUAAGGUGUGAAUAAGCACGAUAGCAGUUUUUGAUUCAGAUCAAUAGACACAUGAGUAUAAAUGUGAGGUCCAGUUUUGUGCUAGCUUUCCUAUUCCAACAACAUCUACACAUCAUCCUGCCAGAUCCUUGCCAGUUCACAGUUUUUCAAAAAUCUGUCAAAUCAUUGAAAACCAGCCAGUAUGAAGGAAAUGCCAGGUUCUGAUCGAUUUGUUGCUUCCCUAUACAUUAUGCAGCCAUACCAUUUUAUGUCUGAGCUGAGGUAACAAGCAGUUUUGCAAUGACACCUGCUGUGUCAUCAAGUCUCAGACAAAAUCUGUCUCGAAUCAUAGCUGUUAUUCAAUAUAAGCUCUUGGAUCCAUUUCUUGUGCGGAUGCUGCAUACACUUCAUCGUAACAGUAAACUGUUCAUUUUUGUUUACAUCAAUCUUCUGAUAAUAUUAAAAGCUUCACAAUUCACAACGCUAUAUUUUUUAAAUAAAAAUGAAUGUAUAUUUCACUUAGUUGUAAAUAAAUGACUUUGUUUUUCCUCGUCACGUAUUCACACCAGUAUGAUGAUGUUGUGACAUCUGUCAGUCAAACUGUAGCAAUGAUGACUGGCAUCCUGUGUUAUGAGAUCUUGAUUGAUAAUAUUAGAUCUUUACAGUCUUUUAUUUGCUUUCCUAUUUGGGAGGGUUUGAGUUACGAUUGCAUUGUGGUAUUUGUCUUAUCUGUGUUAUUUGGAUAGCUGCUGGGUCUGUGGCUGAUAUUGUUAUAUAUUAUUACAAAGUCUUCAAUUGCAUUUUGAGAAGAUUGUGUUUUGUUAUUGUUAGGGUGGGUGGGACAGAUUAUGUAAAAUAAACAAUAACUUAUAAAUA